This is a messenger RNA of Chaetomium fimeti, 801 nucleotides long. RefSeq lists its product as uncharacterized. Bases 59 to 304 code for a protein of 81 amino acids. Gene Ontology annotation, cellular component: mitochondrion. The transcript has 4 exons. The record is from RefSeq and is a predicted model, not a curated record. Gene Ontology annotation, biological process: mitochondrial respiratory chain complex assembly. NCBI's taxonomy places the organism in Eukaryota, Fungi, Ascomycota, Sordariomycetes, Sordariales, Chaetomiaceae.
CAAAGCACAUCCAUCCACCUCAUGAACCAUAGAUGCAGACCAAAUUAACACUGCAAUCAUGGCAUCCACAUCCAAAGACAGUGAUCCCUGGAACCGGGAGACAAAGAGCAAAUUUGAAGGCAAAGACCGAAGCGAGUUCCUUGACCCAUGCCAGGAGGCUGCUGCACGCAGUAUCAGGUGUCUGAAUCGCAAUGGCGGCGACAGGUCACUCUGUUCGGAUUACUUCCAGGCGUAUAGAGAUUGCAAGAAGGCUUGGAUAGAGAAGAGGAAGAAUGACAAGAAGGGUAGCUCCUUGUUCUCAUAGAUCCAAGAGCCUCACGGCCCGUUCGGCAACUUAGCGAACGAGACGACUGUUGUUGGGCUUGACUAGAUGCCUUCUCUGGGAUAUCCAGGAUUUGGUAGAGAGUUUGGUGAGGUGGUUUCCCAGCAACUAUUUACCUGUGUGUACAUAGAGGUCAAAGGGUGGCUCUACAUACAUGGUUUCGCUGUACAUUACUUGUAACAUUUCUCUUCCCCUCUGUCAAUAAAAUCGCGAAAUCAAGAGGGCUUGAGCAUGGAGGAAGGAGAUUGGGGCAUCACCUUCGCCCGACUGAUCGGACACGCCGGACUCACCUUGUGGGAACCUCGGUGGAGGUGGGGUUGAGCGCACAGGCCACUUCGACCACCCCGCCAGAAUCGCCGAUUUGGAAGCCGCGACCUCCAUCACCUGGACUGCUCGACCCGACACUUCUGCAUUGCAAGCUCGGCCUAGGUAGGAGGCAGGUUGUGGCAGUCCGACCCGAUCUCUCCGCUGGACCCACA